Messenger RNA from Rhagoletis pomonella (apple maggot), 735 nucleotides. Its product is annotated as c-Myc-binding protein homolog. The transcript has a single exon. The coding region runs from base 40 to 453 and encodes 137 amino acids. NCBI's taxonomy places the organism in Eukaryota, Metazoa, Arthropoda, Insecta, Diptera, Tephritidae. The record is from RefSeq and is a predicted model, not a curated record.
UAAAAGUUUUUAAUUUAUUUUAUUCAAAGUAGUAAAAUUAUGGAUGUGUUUUUAAAUGAAGAACUCUCAUCUGAAGCGAAAAAAGAUAUGCGACACGCAUAUUUGCGCGAGUGUGGUAUAACAUCUAAAAUGAACGAAAUAUUGCACAAACUAUUGCAAGCGAACGUGAAGCCAGAAAAUCCUUUGGAUUUCAUACGGGAGGAAUUGGGUGAUAAACCUAUACCGGCUGAAGUUAUUGGAAAUAUGGAACACGAGUUGGACGAUGCGCAACGUGAGAUUCGACGCUUGCGCGGUAUACUGAAAGAGCUGGGCAUUCAUAACGUUGAUGAAGAAUUUCAUGAUGCGGAGGCGGGGCCAGAUGAGUUUGAAAAUGUAGCGAAUGAGUUCAAAAAUUCGAUUGCUACUUCAAAUGAUGGGCACGGGGAUGGACAACAUCAUCAACAACUUAGCUAAGUUUAAACAAAUUCACAUACGAAAUGGCUUAUUUUAAUAUUGAUAAAUAAAAAUAAUGUACAAACGUUGCUGCAGUACGAUGGCGUUUAAAGAGAAAAUAAAUAAUUGGUUGAGCGAAAUCAACAAAAAUUAAGGUAAUUUAUUGAUUACUUCUAAAUAUGUUUAUGUAUUAAAGUGGCUUAAUCUACGCAUCGUUGCCUUAAUUCGCAAAGGCCCAAGCAAACAUUUUAUUUUUGUUUUACAGAAGCAAAGAACAUAAAAAAGCUUUUAAAAAUCAAAUCA